Messenger RNA from Sinocyclocheilus grahami, 383 nucleotides. Its product is annotated as DNA-directed primase/polymerase protein-like. NCBI's taxonomy places the organism in Eukaryota, Metazoa, Chordata, Actinopteri, Cypriniformes, Cyprinidae. The transcript has 2 exons. The record is from RefSeq and is a predicted model, not a curated record. The coding region runs from base 17 to 265 and encodes 82 amino acids.
CUGCCUCGAGGUCUGCAUGAGCCACCUGCUGAUGGAGUAUGAAGAGGAUCAGGCAUAUAUAACGGAUGAACUGGGGAACACUGAGCUUGCCCAGAGCUCCGUAGCCACGACUGAUUCAGCAGAGUCCUCCUCGGCUCCUCAGGCUCAGGUUUGGGGAGAGUGGCCUGAUGACCCUGCUUACCUGGAAGCUCUGCAGGAAGUAGAAAGGGCCACUGAAGAGGUACCUGAUGAGCUUCUGCUCCAGGCAGUGACUGAGUGUGAAUGAAAGUCUCUGGAGGGAGGGAUGUCAUGUGAAUGUCAUUAUUAACCGACUAUAGUGCAAUACCUGAAGUUCCUUCUUUAUUUCUAUGUAUUCAUUCAACUGUAAAAUAGGUGCUUAAAUU